Sinocyclocheilus grahami is the source of this 2278-nucleotide messenger RNA. RefSeq names its product mitochondrial import receptor subunit TOM70-like. NCBI's taxonomy places the organism in Eukaryota, Metazoa, Chordata, Actinopteri, Cypriniformes, Cyprinidae. The transcript is spliced from 13 exons. The record is from RefSeq and is a predicted model, not a curated record. Gene Ontology annotation, molecular function: transmembrane protein transporter activity; protein binding. Gene Ontology annotation, cellular component: mitochondrial outer membrane. Gene Ontology annotation, biological process: protein import into mitochondrial matrix; protein insertion into mitochondrial inner membrane. Bases 79 to 1818 code for a protein of 579 amino acids.
AGUAGCUUCUGUAAAGGAGGCGGUUCGUUGUUGCGUGCGCACGUCAGUGUGAGUUUUAGCUGGGUGCUGCUGCGUCGAAUGAUGGCUGCGUCGAAGCCCGUAGAGCCUCAGUCCGGGAGCGGGCUCCCCCGUUGGCAGCUUGCACUCCUGGUAGGGACUCCGAUCGUCCUCGGUGUCGGAGCUGUAUACCUGUGGAACCGAAGUCGCGGCAAAGAAAAGCAAGGGAAAAAGAAUGGGGAGAGGAAAACUCCCGAAGGGAGCGCUAGCCCUGUGCAGGGCCAGCACGGUGCGACCAAUCCAGAGCUGGAGAACAUGAGUCCCCUUGACAGAGCACAGUCUGCUAAGAAUAAGGGCAACAAAUACUUUAAGGCUGGCAAAUAUGAUCAAGCGAUCCAGUGCUACACAGACGCCAUCAGCCUAUGUCCCAAAGAACAGAAAGGAGAUCUGUCCACCUUCUACCAGAAUAGAGCUGCAGCCUACGAGCAACAGCUGAAAUGGACAGAAGUGAUACAGGAUUGCUCUCAGGCAGUCGAACUGAAUCCUUGCUAUAUAAAAGCUCUAUUUAGGCGUGCCAAAGCACUGGAAAAACUGGGUAACAGGAAAGAGUGCCUAGAAGAUGUGACAGCAGUAUGUAUUCUGGAGGUUUUCCAGAACCAGCAGAGCAUGCUACUGGCAGACAAGGUGCUGAAACAGCUGGGAAAAGAGAAGGCCAAAGAAAAAUACAAGAACCGAGAGCCCCUCAUGCCAUCUCCUCAAUUCAUCAAGUCCUACUUCAGCUCCUUUACUGAUGACAUCAUUUCACAGCCUCUACAGAAGGGGGAAAAGAAAGAUGAGGAUAAAGACAAAGAGGGUGAGGCCUCUGAGGUUACAGGAAGCUCAGGCUACCUAAAGGCUAAGCAGUAUAUGGAGGAGGAGAAUUAUGAUAAGAUCAUCAGUGAGUGCACAAAGGAGAUCGAGUCUGGAGGCAGGUACACAGCCGAAGCUCUUCUGCUCAGAGCCACCUUCUACCUACUGAUUGGCAACGCCACAGCUGCUCAGCCUGAUCUUGACCGUGUCAUCAACAUGGAUGAUGCCAAUGUCAAGUUACGUGCUAAUGCGCUCAUUAAACGUGGAAGCAUGUACAUGCAGCAGCAGCAGCCCCAGCUCUCCACGCAAGACUUCAACGUGGCUGCAGAGAUCGACCCCCGUAAUGCAGACGUCUACCACCACAGGGGACAGUUGAAGAUUCUGCUGGAUCAGGUAGAGGAGGCUGUGGGAGAUUUUGAUGAGUGUAUAAAACUUCGACCAGACUCUGCGCUUGCCCAGGCCCAGAAGUGUUUUGCAUUGUACCGACAGGCCUACACUGGAAACAACCCAUCCCAGGUUCAGAAAGCCAUGGAUGGUUUUGAGGACGUCAUUAGGAGGUUUCCAAAGUGUGCUGAGGGCUAUGCUCUGUAUGCACAGGCACUAACAGACCAGCAACAGUUUGGUAAUGCAGAUGAAAUGUAUGACAAAUGUAUUGAACUAGAGCCUGAUAACGCCACAACAUAUGUCCACAAAGGUCUGUUGCAGCUUCAGUGGAAACAGGAUCUGGAAAUGGGUCUUGAACUGAUUAGCAAAGCCAUCGAAAUUGACAAUAAAUGUGACUUUGCUUAUGAAACUAUGGGAACCAUUGAAGUCCAAAGGGGUAAUCUGGACAAGGCUAUAGACAUGUUCAACAAGGCCAUCAACUUGGCCAAGUCAGAGAUGGAGAUGGCCCAUCUCUACUCCCUCUGUGAUGCUGCUUAUGCCCAGACGGAGGUGGCCAAGAAGUAUGGGCUCAAGCCUCCCACGCUAUAACUCUUGCCUCUUUUCACCACCCUCUACUGCCAGGCCACAGUACAUAUCCCAUAACCCAUUUUUUUUUAUACUUCAUUAUAAUAAUUAUCAAUGAAAAGGAUGGCCCAACAAGUUCUGCUACCACGCUUACACCAGUUUUUAUUUGAGUACUGGAAGGUGGCACAGAAAAUGGAGGAGGAGCAGCAAAAGUAAAUAAGAUAAAGCAGAAAGCAAGCAAGUGAAAAAGACUGAUGGCUGCUUUGUUUGAUAUCAAAUCAUCGGUGCCAUAGCUCACAUCCUCCCUCACUGAGUAUGGCUUAAGCUAUCUUGCAACUUGCAACAGUACUCAUUUGUUCAUGUUCAGCCUCCCCUGCCAAUUGGUGUGACAAAUGUGAAUCUUUUUGAUUAUAUAAUCUUAAUUUAAUGGUCAGCUAUGGACAAUGGGGUCUUUAAUCAGUACUUUUUACUUUUUUUUUUUUUU